AUGGUGGAUCAGAAACCGAACCUGCCACUUAUCUUCGCAAUCAGCAGCGGCAUAGCCCUCGUGCUCCUUAUAGUCUUCACAGCCAUCACUUCCUACAAACGCCGACUCACUCGCCCCCUCCGGCUUAUUCUUGGCUCGACGUGCGUUCUUGGUGCGACGGGCUUGUUGGCUUUCCUCCUCUGCCAGUAUGGGCUGCAGACGAAGGAAGUGGAGCUGUCAGUUGGCGACCAACUUGUGCUGGCCCCAAAUGCGGACGCCGACCUCAAUACCCACCUUUUCUGGUCCUUCUGCGACAGCCUCCGAAUCUCCAUGAACAAGCCCGGCCUCACUGUGUGGACGGCUGCGGUGUCCCCCAACCGAAUAACCGGAAAGACUUAUACAUUACUCGUGCAGGUGCCCGAGGAGUCUCCAUUGGUGGUGCCACUUCGUCUCUCCAGCGGUGACCGCCUCACAGUGAAGUCCGCCUCCGAGGACACCCAGCUGGCAGUCUAUGCACACGAGAGGAACUGGCUCGAGUGGCGGACCGCAGGGCUACAACAAGAGGCCCACGAGACCUGCUGCGCCUGGUGGCAGCUCAGACCCGUCCAGAAGGCUGCGACUGUCGACGUGCAAAUGCACAGCCUACAUCGUCUCAUUCUCCGCGGUCCACCGGGACCGAUCGAGGUCGCCAUCAAUCGAUCGAGCUUCGAGGCCGCUGUGUGCGACCCAGUGGUCUGUGAUGCCUCCCUCGUGAAGUCCUGUCGGCUAGACGUCUUUGAAAAGGCCAGCGUCAUGGACGUACAAGUAAAAGAGGGCUCAAUGAGCGAAUUUUUCAACCUCACCGUAUGGAUAGAAUGCGAAAGAAAGAAUUGGGCCAUCGCGCUGUUGUCGAGUGUCAUUCCACUGAGUAGUUUGUUGGUCAUGUGUCUUAUUUCACUGUGGAGACGACAACGCCGAGACAGGGAGACAUAUUUGACCAGUCCAAUGUACGCGUACCCCGAAGUACAGACGAUUGGAGGAGUCGGCGGGGCAAAACAAGGUGUGGAUUUUGUAUAG
This is a messenger RNA of Mesocestoides corti, 1035 nucleotides long. The record is from the annotation of a GenBank genome assembly. NCBI's taxonomy places the organism in Eukaryota, Metazoa, Platyhelminthes, Cestoda, Cyclophyllidea, Mesocestoididae.